This is a messenger RNA of Eremothecium cymbalariae DBVPG#7215, 2616 nucleotides long. RefSeq names its product M1 family metallopeptidase. Gene Ontology annotation, molecular function: peptide binding; metalloaminopeptidase activity; zinc ion binding. The transcript has a single exon. The record is from RefSeq and is a predicted model, not a curated record. The coding region runs from base 1 to 2616 and encodes 871 amino acids. Gene Ontology annotation, cellular component: cytoplasm. NCBI's taxonomy places the organism in Eukaryota, Fungi, Ascomycota, Saccharomycetes, Saccharomycetales, Saccharomycetaceae. Gene Ontology annotation, biological process: peptide catabolic process; proteolysis.
AUGGUUUCAAAAAGUGGAAACGAAGGUUUGGAGCGUGAAAUACUUCCAGGCAAUGUAGUUCCUUUGCAUUAUGAUUUGCGUAUGGAGCCUAACUUUGAGAAGUUUACAUUUGAGGGGCAGGUUGGUAUAGACUUGAAGGUUGUUGAUGAAAGUGUCCAUUCUGUUGAAUUGAAUAACACUGAUCUAGAGAUUCAUGAGGCGACAAUUGGUGAUACAGCAGCUUCGUUUAUUGAGUAUAACGAAGAUUUACAGCGGGCGAAAUUUACGUUUUCUGAGAAGGUUUUUAAAGGUAAGGGAAACGUGCGGUUGGAGCUCAAGUUCAGUGGGCAUUUGAAUGAUAACAUGGCCGGUUUUUACAGGGCCAAGUAUGAGGAUAAGCUUACUGGAGAGACGAAGUAUAUGGCAACGACCCAGAUGGAGCCUACUGACGCGCGUCGUGCUUUCCCUUGUUUUGACGAGCCUAACUUGAAGGCCACUUUCGCUAUAACCCUUGUUUCCGAUCCGGUGUAUACUCAUUUGUCGAAUAUGGAUGUGAAGAAGGAAGAAAUAUGUGAAGAAAGCAAGAAGAAAUGGACGUUCUUUAACACAACCCCUCUUAUGUCCACGUACUUGGUUGCUUUUAUUGUUUCUGAGUUGAGGUAUGUUGAAAACAAUGACUUCAGAAUUCCUAUCCGUGUGUAUGCCACACCUGGUAACGAGCACGACGGCCAAUAUGCUGCAGACUUGACGGCCAGGACGUUGAAGUUCUUUGAGGACUCGUUUGGUAUUAAGUAUCCAUUGCCUAAGUUAGACAACGUAGCUGUGCAUGAGUUCAGCGCGGGUGCUAUGGAAAACUGGGGGUUGGUUACUUACCGUGUUGUGGACUUGCUUUUAGACACUGAAAACUCGACUUUGAGUCGUAUCCAAAGAGUCGCAGAGGUCGUGCAGCACGAGUUAGCGCACCAAUGGUUUGGCAACUUGGUAACCAUGGACUGGUGGGAAGGUUUAUGGUUAAACGAAGGUUUUGCGACUUGGAUGUCGUGGUAUUCUUGUAACGAAUUCGAACCGGGAUGGAAGGUUUGGGAAGAGUAUAUCCCAGACACCUUGCAGAGUGCCUUGGCUUUAGACGCUUUACGUUCCUCCCAUCCAAUUGAAGUUCCUGUUAAAAAGGCGGACGAGAUCAAUCAGAUUUUUGAUGCUAUUUCUUACUCUAAAGGUUCUUCCUUGUUAAGAAUGAUUUCAAAGUGGUUAGGAGAGGAGGUCUUUGUCAAAGGGGUUUCUAAUUAUUUGAAUAAGUUUAAGUAUCGUAAUGCCAAGACUAGUGAUUUGUGGGAUUCCUUGUCUGAGGCAUCUGGGAAAGACGUUCGCAAUGUUAUGGACAUCUGGACCAAGAAAGUCGGAUUUCCUGUUAUCAUUGUUGAAGAGCUACCCGACGGUAAAGUUAAAUUCACACAACACCGGUACUUGUCUACAGGUGAUGUAAAGCCUGAAGAAGACGAAGUAUUGUAUCCAGUUUUCUUAUCCUUAAAGACAAAGGAUGGUGUGGACAAUAAUUUGGUUUUGAAUGAGAGAUCUAUUACUAUUGAACUGAAGGACACAGAAUUUUUCAAGGUCAACACAGACCAAGCAGGUAACUACAUUACUGCUUACCACGAUGAUAGAUGGAAAACUUUAUCCACGCAGGCUAACUUGUUGUCUGUUGAAGAUCGUACUGGUUUAGUUGCCGAUGUAAAGUCAUUGGCUUCUUCCGGAUACACUUCCACAGCUAGCCUACUAGAUUUGGUCACAGAGUGGAAGAAUGAAACCUCUUUUGUUGUCUGGUCUCAAAUGAUCUCCAGUUUAUCAUCUUUGAAGUCUGCAUGGCUCUUUGAACCGGAUGAAACCAAUGAUGCUAUUGACCAAUUCUGCAGAGAACUAGUCGGACCAAAAGCCACUUCUUUGAGUUGGUCUUUUUCAGAUGAUGAGUCCUUUGCUUCUCAGCGUUUGAAAAUAGAGUUGUUCUCAGCUGCAUGCUCAUAUAAGGUCCCCGAGGUUUACAAUGCUGCUAUUGAGAUGUUUGACAGUUAUAUUGCUGGUGAUAAGAAGGCUAUCCAUCCUUUAAUCAAACCAACAGUUUUCAAUGCUGUGUCCAAGAAGGGGACCGAAGCCUAUUAUGAACAGCUUUACAAACUCUACUUGAAUCCUGGUUCUAGUGAUGAGAAAUUGUCUGCACUGCGUGCCUUGGGUAAGUUCGAUGACCCUAAGUUAAUUCAAAGGACUUUGGGAUAUUUAUUGGACGGAACUGUCUUGACCCAAGAUAUUUAUGUUCCUAUUCAGGGACUACGUACUCACAAAAAGGGUGCUCUUGCCGUGUGGAGCUGGUUACAAGAAAACUGGGAUGAAGUGUCCAAAAAAUUGCCUCCUGGACUUUCUAUGCUAGGUUCUGUGGUUUCAAUGUCCACAAACGGCUUUACCUCACUAGACAAGGUGAAAGAUAUUAAGGUAUUCUUCGCUAACAAGUCCACUAAAGGUUUUGAUCAAAGCUUGGCUCAGUCAUUUGAUAGUAUCACUACUAAAUAUAACUGGGUCAGCAGAGAACGUGAAACUGUUUCCAAAUAUUUGAAAGACCAUGGUUAUUUAAAGGAUUCUAAAUUGUAA